Molecule: messenger RNA, 792 nt
Organism: Trichoderma virens Gv29-8
Lineage: Eukaryota; Fungi; Ascomycota; Sordariomycetes; Hypocreales; Hypocreaceae
Exons: 2
Coding region: 1-792 (263 amino acids)
Source: RefSeq, a predicted model, not a curated record
AUGUCUAAAGAUUGCCUGCGAAGAUUUUCUCUGUCUCUCUCACUUUUUUCUUCUUCUUCUUCCUCCCUCAUCGCCUGCUGCUAUCAAUUUUCACAAACGGAGACGGCGUCAGCGACAAAGUGGGCGGGGGACCGUGCGUUGAGGGAUCGAGGUGUCCAUGGAGCUGGUCCUGGCGAUUGGGUUCUGUGGUCAUCAUUACUCCGAAAUCCGAUCCCAACACACAUCUUGUCACGCUGUCCUGGUCUGUAUGGGGUAGCGGCAGCAGCAUCGCCCAGCAUCGCCGAGGAACGAAUGCCCCGGGCAGUGGUGCCUAGACAUGGCAUGCGGUCUAGUGGCCGUGGAGGCGCGCGAAAGGAGACGCCGAGAGAAAGAGAACGAGACCGCGCGAGAGAGGAAUGUGGCAAACAUGGAGGCUCAGCAGAUGACAGCAAACACCAAGCAACCGCGGCCCCAAAGACGACGGUCUUCACCGAGAGAUGGGCAGAUGAGCCCGGAGAGCGGCGUUGCCGGGACGGGGCAGAGUCUGCUUGGCCUGCUUGGCCUGCCUGGCUAGCAUAUCUGCACGAAGCUGUCACUGAGGGCUCGGUGAAGCAGGGCUGGGGCAGCGAUGGGCUUGUGCGCGCUGGACCAGGUCAUGUUCUGAAGAGGCAUCAAUGCCGCGAGCGCCGCUUUGGGCCUCAGCAGCUGAUUUUUCCCUCUUGCUUUGUCGUCUGCCGUCGCUUGGCAUAUGGCCGUAUCGAGCAGGAGCUGGAGCAGGCAAAAUCCUACCAGUCGGGCUGGGAUGCCCAAUAG